This is a messenger RNA of Salvia hispanica, 2214 nucleotides long. The record is from RefSeq and is a predicted model, not a curated record. NCBI's taxonomy places the organism in Eukaryota, Viridiplantae, Streptophyta, Magnoliopsida, Lamiales, Lamiaceae.
AAAGUAUCUUCCAUUAGAUCGACACCCAUAUUUUUCUCCAAUUCUUGUUGUCUCAUUCUGUCAUUAGCCGAAUUCCUUCAUAAAAAUCCAAUCUUUUUCCUCUAUAAAAACCCACUCUCUCUCUCCUACUCUCUAUCGCACUGACACUCUCUAAAUUAGUGUGACCAGUGACCACCACUUUCAUCUAAACCGUUAUUGCAUCAAAGUACUCGCUUCCCUUUUCUUCCUUCUUCUGCUCUCUCUCUGAUCUAUGCUUCCCUCUCAAUAUUUGGUCGGUGGGAGUUCGCUUUGUAGUUGACCAGCGUCUAACUUGAACACCUUUUCGCCUAAUAAAGCUAUAUAUCUCUUGCACUUCAAUGAUUGACAAUUUGUUUCUGAAUUUAAUUUACAGCUUUGUUGAUUGAAUUGGUGAAGAUGCUGGAGAAAAUGGAGGACAGAUUUGAUCCAGAGGCAGUGAUUGAGGAAUUCGAGUCGUUGUCGAGAGACGCGGGGAGGGUUCAGAGGGAAACUCUGCGGAAAAUCUUGGAUGAAAAUGGUGGAACAGAGUAUUUGCAGAGAUGGGGUCUCAAUGGGAGAACUGAUUCUCGUAGCUUCAAGGAUUGUGUUCCCAUUGUCUCCCACAGUGACUUGGAGCCUUACAUUCAGCGAAUCGCGGACGGAAACAGCCCCUGCUGCCUCACCGGAAAGCCAAUCACCACCAUCUCCUUGAGUUCUGGUACCACUCAAGGGAAGCCUAAGCUUGUGCCUUUCAACGACGAAUUGAUGGAGAGCACGAUGCAGAUAUGCAAGACGUCGUUUGCAUAUAGGAAUAGGGAGUAUCCGAUUGGGAACGGGAAGGCGUUGCAGUUCAUCUAUGGCAGCAAGCAAUUCAAGACGAAAGGCGGGCUAGCUGCUGGAACGGCCACGACCAACGUGUACCGAAAUGCACAUUUCAAGAGAAUGAUGAGGACGAUGCAGACGCCAUGCUGCAGCCCGGAUGAAGUCAUAUUCGGACCAGAUUUCCACCAGUCGUUGUACUGUCAUCUUCUAUGCGGACUGAUCUUCAGAGACGAGGUCCAGGUGGUCUCGUCCACGUUCGCGCACAGCAUAGUCCACGCUUUCAGGACCUUUGAACAAGUCUGGGAAGAACUCGUGACUGAUAUCCGCGAAGGGACCUUGAGCAGCCGGAUUACUGUCCCAACAAUCCGAGCAGCUAUGUCAAAGCUGCUCGAGCCAGAUCCUGAUCUAGCGGAUACCAUUUACAGCAAGAUCUCGGGGCUAAGCAAUUGGUACGGCCUAAUCCAAGAGCUAUUUCCUAGCACUAAGUACAUAUAUGGGAUCAUGACCGGAUCCAUGGAGCCGUAUCUGAAAAAAUUGAGGCAUUAUGCCGGUGAGCUACCUUUGUUGAGCGCAGAUUACGGAUCCUCAGAGGGAUGGAUUGGUGCAAAUGUCAACCCCAAGCUCACUCCAGAGGUGGCCACAUUUGCUGUGCUUCCUAAUAUUGGCUACUUCGAGUUCAUCCCUUUGAGAGAGGAUCUAAACAGCCAAGGCCAAGAGGCGAAGCCCGUAGGGCUCACCGAUGUCAAGAUAGGCGAGGAGUAUGAAAUCUUAGUCACCAAUUUUGCAGGUACACAAACAUUCAUUCAAAUUAAUUAUGCAAUUCAAUUCUUGAAACCGUGCUUGCUUCUCGUCUCAUAUCGUUGUAUACUCGUAUUAUGUGUAUGUUUGCUAAUACUUAGCCACUAAUUGAGCUCUUUGACUUCUUGAUACUACUGGUUUCAAUGCUUAGGCAUGUGGUUGUUGGAAAUUUGGACAUUGUAUUUAUAAGUUUCUGCAGGUUUAGCUGUUUCCUCUAUUCUGAAAUCAUUGAAUUAAUUUGAUUUAGAUAUUAUUUUGUGUCACGUGAUAUAACCAGCUGGAUAAGUUAGGCCUCAGAAACAGUACUUAUUUCAUAAAUGAUGCUGAAUUUGCAUUUCCAUCUGAUGACUAUUUUUGUUUUCUGACAAUAUAAACAUAUUUAAGCUAUUUCUUCCAAGUUUUCGGCUUCAGUUACUCCGAGUCAAGACCGCUUUAAUUGUGUUUAAAUUAAAAUGUACUGUUAAGCAAUGUUCAUGUUAGGACUUUUUUUGAACUACUAAUAGAGAAAAAAAUGUUGUGAUGCAUAGUCGUUAGUGUAUCUAGUCGAUGCCUGAACGCGUUCCUGCCUCGAUGGUUGCUACAGUUGAUGUCUUGAAG